Messenger RNA from Onychostruthus taczanowskii (white-rumped snowfinch), 1980 nucleotides. It is a transcript of the gene B4GALNT1, whose product is annotated as beta-1,4-N-acetyl-galactosaminyltransferase 1. Gene Ontology annotation, biological process: ganglioside biosynthetic process. Gene Ontology annotation, molecular function: hexosyltransferase activity. The record is from RefSeq and is a predicted model, not a curated record. Gene Ontology annotation, cellular component: Golgi membrane. Bases 1 to 1482 code for a protein of 493 amino acids. Lineage: Eukaryota; Metazoa; Chordata; Aves; Passeriformes; Passeridae. The transcript is spliced from 9 exons.
AUGACGCUACCGCCUCGCCCCGCCCCUCCCGGGGCUGCGGCGGUGCCGUUCCGCACCGGGGCCGCCGGGGGCGCCCUCGCCGCCCGCUCCGGUGCCGGUGCCGCUUGCGGCCGCGGAGCGCCGGGAUCCGCCAGCCGAGCCAGGCCGGAGCUGCGGGGGCAGAGCCAUGAGUGUGGGCUGAGCCCCCCCGGACCUGCGCCCACCCCCAGGCUGCUGCCCAGGAACGGCUGCUCGUGCGAGGCGGAGGCGGAGGCGGGGCUGGCGCUGCCGCUGCACCGGCGGCUCUUCGGGCCCGGCCCGGCGGGGCUGGACUUCGCCAGCGCCUUCGCCCCCGGGGAGCGGCCGCGGCAGCUGCGGCUGCGGGAGCGCGAGUACCGCAAUUACCGGAACCGGGUGCAGACCCCCGCCGACCGCCUGCUGAUCGUCCCGGCCAACUCCCCGCUGGAGUACCCGGCGCAGGGGGUGGAGGUGCGGCCGCUGCAGACGGUGCUGGUGCCCGGUGAGGGGGCGCGGGGGGAGCACCCGCGCCCCUCGCCCCCAGCCCCCGCUCGCCCUGCAGUGCAGUUCUCCACCGACGGCCACUCCGCCGCCUUCGCCAUCCGCAUCCGCCACCCGCCCACGCCGCGCCUCUACGGCCCGGGCAGCGCCGGCGACAGCGACAGCGGCGGCGACAGCGACAGCGCCAGCAGCGGGGACGGGGGGUACAACAUCUCGGCGCUGGUGACCGUGGCCACCAAGACGUUCCUGCGCUAUGACAAGCUGCGGGGGCUCAUCGCCAGCAUCCGCCGCUUCUACCCCUCCGUCACCAUCGUGGUGGCCGACGACAGCCAGCGCCCCGAGCCCCUGGCAGGGCCACACCUGGAGCACUACCUCAUGCCCUUCGGCAAGGGCUGGUUCGCCGGGAGGAACCUGGCGGUGUCGCAGGUGACCACCAAGUACGUGCUGUGGGUGGACGAUGACUUCAUCUUCACGCCCCGCACGCGGUUGGAGAAGCUGGUGGAUGUGCUGGAGAGAACCAGCCUGGACCUGGUGGGCGGCGCGGUGCGGGAGAUCACCGGUUACACCACCACGUACCGGCAGCGGCUGAGCGUGCGCGGGGGCGGCGCGGGGGGCGACUGCCUGCGGACCCGGCCCGGCUUCCACCACCGCCUCGCCGGCUUCCCCGCCUGCGUCGUCACCGACGGCGUCGUCAACUUCUUCCUGGCCCGCACCGACAAGGUGCGCCAGGUGGGCUUCGACCCCCGCCUGCGCCGCGUGGCGCACCUCGAGUUCUUCAUCGACGGGCUGGGCGUGCUGCACGUGGGCUCGUGCGAGGACGUGGUCGUGGACCACGCGUCCAAGCUGGCGCUGCCGUGGCGGCGCUCGGAGGGCGAGCGCCAGUACAACCGGUACCGGUACCCGGCGGCCCGCGACGACAGCGUGCGCCUCAAGCAGCGCCUCUUCUUCUUCAAGAACCGCUUCAAGUGCAUGGCCGGCGACUAGGCGACACCGGGAGUGGCCACCGGGCGUGGCCACCAGCCCCCGGCAGCGCUGCGGAGCCGCGGGGCUGCGCUGAUGGCACCCCCGGGGGGCUGGCGCGGAGGUGGCACCGGGACGCUGGUGGCGGGACACGCCGUGGGCAGCGCUGGCACGGGCCGCCUCAAGGGUCACUGCUGCCAGCCACCCCUGCGGUGUCCCCAGAGCCACAUCUGGGCCACCCCCGGGGCCGCCAACCCUCCUGGGGGUCGCCCCCAGGGCCGCCGUUCCUGGGGCACCCCUGGCGUGGCUGUCCCUGGUGGGUCACCCCACGGGCCACCACCGCCGGCUGUCCCCAGGGCCACGGCCACUGGCGUGACACAGUGCCACCCCCCCCAGGUGGCCACUCCAGGGCCACUGCCACUGGCGUGACACAGUGCCACCCCCCCCAGGUGGCCACUCCAGGGCCACUGCCACUAUGGUCCCCCUCCCUUGGGCCACCCCGUGUGCCACCACCACUGGACA